AUGCGGUGCGGUUGUGCGCGGGCGUGCCAGCACGGUCUACGCCGUACUGCUGAGCGACGUCGGCCCUCCAAGACGAGAGCCGGUUGGUUGACAACGGGGGAAGCGGUGCCGUCUGGAUCAAGCCAAACUGCCGCGCCACAAAGUUCGGCAUAUAAACCUCGGCCCCAGCCUUGGACAGGCCGCAACCAAGAAGGAGCCCCAGAUUUCCUUCAAAUCGUUCUUCGUUUCACCAUCAGGGAUCACGGAGAGGUCGUGCGCCAAAAACAACGGGUACGGCCGAGCGAGGCACACCCGGAAUUGGGACCCAGUCCUCUUGGCCAAGCCAUAGAAAAAUUUAUAACAGGAAGUCGAGGUAUUAUGCUUCCUUGGGGCCCGGGCAAACGCAUUUGCCAACGGCUCGCUGUCGGUAAUGUUGGCCGCUCCCCUCAACUCUGGGAAGUAAGCCUGCAGCCAGAACUGGAAGGCCCAUAG
Messenger RNA from Prunus armeniaca (apricot), 471 nucleotides. Lineage: Eukaryota; Viridiplantae; Streptophyta; Magnoliopsida; Rosales; Rosaceae. The record is from the annotation of a GenBank genome assembly.